AUGGCCGACAAAAACACAUUUGUCCACUCAAUCCAAGACGAGAACAAAUUGGGGUCGUUACUGCACACGCUCAAAGACAUGACCAACGUCGCCAACGUCGCCAACCUCAACAAACACUUGUCCUCGCUUCACGAGUCGCAACAGCUGCUUCAAACUCAGCUCCACAGGGUUGAAACGUUGGCAAGCCAGACGAAUGUCGACUUGGAGCAAUUGUUUGCUCGACUGAAGAGCAACAACGAAAACUUGAAUAAGCUCUUGCUGAGUAUGGUUGAGUAUUCAAGGGAUGUCACCACCGAGGGCAACGCCACUAAGGCCGACAUGAAGCUCAUCUUGGACGCGUUGGACCAGAUCAAGUCGGCGAGUGGUUAUGCACGCGAGGUGAAAGAGCAGCUUGCUUCGUCAAGGGACGAGUCAUCUCGGGACAGCAGCGAGCUCAAGAGCACGAUGGCGGAGUUGUUAGCCGAGGUUCAUGCCGCGAUGGCCAAGAUUGUUCAGCGACAAGAUGAAGUGUCGAGUCGGUUGCUGGACGGUGCGACGAUGAGCGCAAGGGACAAGGAUGAGGUAUUGGAUAGUUUGAGACAGGUGCAAGUGUUGCUAAACAAGGAGCGGGACAUACGGCGUGAUUUUGAAGUUGGGGUAACUCGGAAAACCGACGAGAUUCGCGAGCGAUUAGAGCUGGAUUCAGGCACGUCGAGGACAACUCAGGAAAAGCUAUUACACUGCGUGGAAGAAGUUAAAAACUUGCUAGAGACUCAAGCGCAGGAGCAACUUUUGCUCAAGAGGACUUUGAAUCUUCAACACGAUUACGACACGAUUCAACACAAGUACGAUUCCUUGACGGAAAACUUUAAUUCACUUAAUGAAAAGUACAAUGAGAAAUUCCAGCAGUAUCAACUGCUAAUGGACAAAUUUCGACAAUUGUCUGCUCAAGUGGCGGAUCACGAAGUUAGCGUCGCGUCGCCGUUGCCCCAUAUCGCCAACUUGCAAAAAUUCCAUCAUCACGCCCUCAAGUCGCUCGAUUCUCAAAAUAUCAAACAGGAGAAACGGAUUGCGACGAUGCCGACCAAUUUUACCAACAAUUCAGACGAUGACUAA
Molecule: messenger RNA, 1095 nt
Organism: Lodderomyces beijingensis
Lineage: Eukaryota; Fungi; Ascomycota; Pichiomycetes; Serinales; Debaryomycetaceae
Source: the annotation of a GenBank genome assembly